UUUUCCACAGAGCUGCACGCUGGCCAACGGUUCCCUGGCACCGGACGGUACCGAGAAUCUCUCGUGGAAUGUUUGGUUUUUCUUCACCGCUCAGCUACUGUUGGGUGCGGGCGCAUCGCCGCUGUACACCCUCGGGGUCACCUACAUCGACGAGAACGUCUCCAAGAAGAUGUCAUCUGUUUAUUUAGGCAUCUACUACACGAUGGCCGUCGUUGGUCCAGCUGCCGGUUAUGUUAUUGGCGGCCAGCUAUUGCUCUUCUACACCGAUAUGUUCGUAGUGGAUUCCUCAACCCUGGGACUAACGCCGCACAGCAAGGUGUGGGUCGGUGCCUGGUGGAUUGGAUUCGUUUUUAUGGCUGCCUUCUGUCUGCUGCUGGCGAUACCGAUACUGGCGUACCCCCGCGCACUGCCCGGUUCGGAAAAGUUGGAAAAAGUGUCUGAGGCGCACCGGGGCGACACCGACAAGCAAAAGCAACCGUUCACCAAAAUCAAGGAAAUCCCCAAAGCGCUGGCGGCGCUGCUCAAGAACCCCACGUUCUUCUUUCUGAAUCUGGCUGGUGCUUCCGAGGGACUGGUCAUAUCGGGCUUUGCGGUCUUUCUGCCGAAGCUGAUCGAAAAUCAGUUCAGUGUGACGGCCGUGUGGUCGGCGCUACUAAUGGGUAAGUUAAGAAUAGAACUGGGAAUGGUUUUGGUUUAAUUUAAACUAACUUUA
Molecule: messenger RNA, 712 nt
Organism: Aedes albopictus (Asian tiger mosquito)
Lineage: Eukaryota; Metazoa; Arthropoda; Insecta; Diptera; Culicidae
Product: solute carrier organic anion transporter family member 4A1-like
Exons: 3
Coding region: 170-697 (175 amino acids)
Biological process (GO): transmembrane transport; sodium-independent organic anion transport
Cellular component (GO): plasma membrane
Source: RefSeq, a predicted model, not a curated record